AUGACACAUCCGCUUUCCGCAGCUCCCAAGCUUUUAAGUCUAAAUCCCCAUCACGAAGGAACAAGCUCGUGCGAUAUGUUACUCGAAGAUGAAAUCAUACUAGGUCAGCCAGAAAGAUGGCACUUUGGAAGGGACAGUAGUGGUGAUAUUACCAAAUGGGAUGACAACUACAUCGCUUCGCUUGUGUGUAAUGGAUGUUUUCACCUUGUGACGGCGGAUGGGAGUCUGUACACUCAGGAUGUGCCAGGUGAGCAGGAAUCGAAAACCCUGCCGCUUCUGGAAUCUGAGUUUAGGAUCGCUCAGCAGCUCCUUGCUAAUGGAGGGUCGUUUAUUAUCAAGAUCUACACUAUGUACCUGCCGGAAACGCGUCUUUUGAUUAGUGAUAUUGCUUCACAUUUUGCCGACGUUUACGUAUUUAAACCAAUGUGUAGUAAAGGAGGAAACAACGAGCGUUAUCUUAUCUGCCUGGGAUUCAAUCGUUCUGAACCAAAAGACCAAGAUGAAAUCAACGGCAACAAUAUUCUUGUGGAUUGUGAAGCUUACUUCUCCCGAUUGCAAAGCUUCUUCAUCAGGGCGAAUUUGGAGACGUACAAUACUAUAACAAAGGCUGAAGUGAGUGUAUAUCGCGAUCGUGUGUUCAGAGAAUUCCACAGACGUGCACUGACGAGUUAUAUAGCAAAUCCGCUACGGAUAUCUCAUCUUAAUCAAGAAGCGGUAGAUCGUCCAUGGAUUAGCAUGUUCGGGCAGAAUUACGUUGAAACACUGCGACAAAUCUGUGACAAGCGAUCUGCGCUUGAAUUUCUCAAAAGCUUCCAUCAGUCGGAUGUGAUGACCGAACAUGAAGCAAUCGGUAGUGUUGAGGUUGAGUUCGCUGAAGACGAGCUUGAAUUCCUUGAGUGGCCCCUGCAGGCUCUCUUAGAUGUUAAGGUGAUUGUGGCAGCGCCACCUGUCCUUCAAAAAUUGCAUUCGUUAUUUGUCCCUCCAGGUCUCCUACGAUCUUUGCUCAUGUGGAAACCUGAGGCUUUGGUUGAUCUCUGCGGCACUUCUUCAUCAAAUGGAGGAGAUCUCAGUCAGUACGUGCAAUCUCUAGAGUUCUGUGGAAAAGUAUCGGUGGAUGCUUAUCAACUGCAAUCGCAAAAGGAUUGGUGCUAUUUGUUGAGCAGUAUACUCAGUGGAGUUAAGAAGGAGAAAAUAUCAGAGUUGACGAUGGUUUGGUCGGAUUCGUCGAUUCCAUUUGUUCUUUCCCGUUUUUCUGCUUCCGUGAUAGCAAUACUUUGCGUGAUGUUCUUCCAGUUUCGAUUUGGAGAUCAACAUUCGUUAGCCACGUUCUUCAAGCCGAACUACGCAGAAGACAUCCCAUCCAGUCUAGAAUGCUAUCUUUUGAUGUUGACCUCUGAAGUCCUGUCGGAAAUGGGUAGUCUUCACUGUUUUGUACCAUCGUCAAUGCUAGCAAUGUUGCACCCUUAUCUUCUUGAACUGAAUCGUCGACAAGUGGCAAUCCUUACUCGCAGCAGAAAAUCUGGACGCUGCUGCCUCAGCCGUAGAGAGUUAAUAUAA
This is a messenger RNA of Cooperia oncophora, 1557 nucleotides long. The record is from the annotation of a GenBank genome assembly. NCBI's taxonomy places the organism in Eukaryota, Metazoa, Nematoda, Chromadorea, Rhabditida, Trichostrongylidae.